Messenger RNA from Trifolium pratense (red clover), 945 nucleotides. RefSeq lists its product as uncharacterized. Bases 1 to 945 code for a protein of 314 amino acids. Lineage: Eukaryota; Viridiplantae; Streptophyta; Magnoliopsida; Fabales; Fabaceae. The transcript has a single exon. The record is from RefSeq and is a predicted model, not a curated record. Gene Ontology annotation, molecular function: protein dimerization activity.
AUGUAUAAUGCAACUAUUACAGUUCUUGAACAUUUGGCGGUUGAAGGAUCUGCUGCUCAGCGAGGUGAUGCUAUUUAUACUUUUAAAGCAAUGAUGUCAUUUGAUUUUGUUUUUAUUCUACAUGUGAUGAAAGAACUAAUGGGAAUCACUGAUAAACUUUGUCAAGCUUUGCAACAAAAAUCUCAAGACAUAUUGAAUGCUAUGUGUUUGGUUUCUAGCACAAAAACACUAAUUCAAAAGCUCAGGGACUUUGGAUGGGAUUCCCAUUUUGAAAAAGUAAAAUCUUUUUGUAAUACUCUGAAGAUUCCAAUUCCUGAUAUGAGUGCUUCUUUCGCCGAUUUAAUUCGAUCUCGUCGUCAAAUGGAUUCUGUGACAGUUGAGCAUCAUUAUCGUGUAGACUUAUUUAAUGCUAUCAUAGAUUAUCAAUUAAAGGAGUUGAAUAAUAGAUUCAGUGAGCAGACAACUGAGCUUCUCGUAUUGAGUGCAGCUUUAAAUCCCAAUGAUGCAUUCAAGUCAUAUAAUGCUGACGACAUUUACAAUCUUGUUGAGAAAUUUUAUCCUUCAGAUUUUUCUACUCAAGAAAAGACUCAAUUGGAAUAUGAGUUGCAACACGAUGAGUUUGAUGUGCUUAAAGAUGUCAAUUUUCAGAUGUUGUCCACUGUUGGUGAAUUAUGUCAAAAAUUAGUUAAGAGUGGUAAAUCGAAUUCUUAUCCUUUGAUUGAUAGAAUGCUUCGCCUUGUGUUGACUCUUCCUGUUUCGACAGCAACCACCGAACGCGCAUUUUCAGCCAUGAAAAUUAUAAAAACAAGGCUCCGCAACAUGGAAGAUGAUUUUCUCAAAGAUUACAUGAUUGUGUAUAUUGAAGAUGAGAUUACUGAAAAAUUUACCUCAAAUGAGAUAGUUGAUGAAUUCAAGUGUAUUCAAUCUCGACGAGUGCACUUUUAG